Molecule: messenger RNA, 3244 nt
Organism: Neurospora tetraspora
Lineage: Eukaryota; Fungi; Ascomycota; Sordariomycetes; Sordariales; Sordariaceae
Exons: 2
Coding region: 161-3142 (993 amino acids)
Source: RefSeq, a predicted model, not a curated record
GAAUUGCUUGCGAGUCUUGCGCGCAUCUUCCUUGUUCCUGACGUACAGGUUGCCUCCCACAAGUACAUCCUACUCGCUACUCCAUAAUCUCGGAUCCCAAUACGUGCAUCGCCCGUUCUGGUUCCAGUUCCGGUUCCUGUCCCUGUUCUUAGUUCCAAGCAUGAACCUCGACAAUCCAGAUAUCGAUUAUGCCGAAGAGCCUGAUUCACUAGCCCGAGGCCCACCACAUCCGCAGCAGUAUCUCACCGCCGAUCCAAGGCCGCCGUCGAACCGAUCCGGAGGCACGUUUGGCCACCCGGAAGAACGCCGCGUCGGCAGUAGUGCUCUUAACUCGGACUUAUCGUUCACGUCCAGACCUGUUUCUUCAGCUGCCGCUGCUGCUGCUCAACCGACGCCGUCAGUUUCACAUCCACCGCCGACUACUCCUCCGUCCGAAUUCGUCCGGGCAUCUUCCGAUAACAAGAACACAAGCGAACAACAAGAAGAUAGCGGAGCCACCGACCGCCGCCGCGGCCACGGGACCGGAACCCCAACCACUUUCGGAGGAAUAAGCCAAGACCACCAAGCUCAUGCCGGUCCCAUUGUCAUCCAAGGACCUCCGCGCGUCAUGCCAGACUUACCACCACUGCCGCCUCCAACCUUUCGACUUCAAUAUCAACAAAUGCAACGAAAUCCAUACCAGCCAUUGCCGGGGGGCCUACCUGUAGACGGUGGGCUAGCAGCAGCAGCAGCAGGUCCGGUCCAAGAUUUUAAAGACGAUCUCGCCAGGGAAGCCGGCGUGGUCACCCCAGGUGUCGACGACACGCCCUAUGUCCAGUACGCCAUCGAAGCUCUCACUCGUGGGAACAGAGAGUCAGGUUACUCGGGUGAUGGAUCGUCAGGUAGUGAAUGGGGACCUGGAGGAGGAGGAGGAGGAGGGCGAUAUGAUGUUGUUCCUGGUCCCGAGUUAGGUGCUCUUCCUGCUGGUUAUGUACCCGAACAGCACCAACAGCAGGAACAGCAACCUGGACCUACUGGACCUUCAUCAACAUUAGAUCCCGGACUAAAACACCAAUUCGAAGAAGACAGGCGCCUCCUCCAAACGCCUUUCCGGCCCAACAACCCCGCCAUCUCAGCGGACUCGCUCGCAUCGACACUGUUAAAAAACGGCCCGCGACCAGCGCAACCGCACGAAUGGAGGCCGCUGGACAGAGACGCGCUCAUAGCCAAAAUAGGCGAGCCACGAGCCAACGGUCUCCCAACGCUCGACUUCCUCCCGAUGCCGCUAACAGCGCGCUCGCUGGUCGCCUUCAUGCUGAUGUGCCUCUUCAUGGCGGCCACGCUCAUCUUCUCCGCCGUGUGGUCGCAAAUGCAAAACGGACUAACGGGGUACGUGAGCAACUACGGCUCUUCGUACUUUCUGUUUCGGAUCCUCCCGCAGUUUUUGGGCGGGUUGUUGCUGUUAUGGGCGCAGUUCAUCAUCAUUACCGUUUUCCGGAUCCUGCCGUUUACGCACCUGGCUUCGCCGAAUAUCAGGGAGCGAGACGGUGCGCUGUUCGAGGAUAUGUACCCGCGCUCGUUCCUCUGGCCGCCGCAGCUUAUUGGGUCGUGGAAGGUCUGGGUUCCACUUUUGGUGACUUGGGUGUUUGGGAUGACUCUCCCGUUGCUUAGUUCCAUGUUCACGGUCGUCUGGGUCGAUGGUGUCUGGAUGUGGGCCACGGUCCAGGGCGUUGCGUGGACCGCUGCGGCGCUUUACAUCGUCAUGUUCAUCUCGACGGCCGUUCUGUGGAGUUACUUUGCGGCGCUGCGAUCAACGGGACUGGCGUGGGAUCCGCGAUCCCUGGCCGACAUAACCGCCAUCGUCUCCGAGACCAACACGGCGGACGAAUACCGAGGCACCCAGCUAGCGAGCAACCGCGAGCGCAUCCGCUUUGCGCUCCGCCACCAGGCCAACGUCCGACUGGGUUACUGGACGUGGAAGGACGGCCGGUCUGGCGUGUGGUACACGUUGGGAAGUCCCAUGGACCAAGGGCUCAUCGCCGUGCCGCUUCCCGACCAGCUGACCGGCAAAGGGAUGGCCAAGUUCCAAGAAAAGCAAGGUCUGAUGUCCGCCAUCAACAUCAACCCCGUCGCCGGCAGCAACAGCGGCAGCGGGACCGGCACGGGCACGGGCACGGGCACCGGAACCGGAGGGGACUACGACAUCGAAGCCGCCUCAGACGCCACCCUCUCCCCCCAAGGCCGCUACCGCUACCUGCCCUGGUGCCUGCGCACCUCUCCUCUCCUCCUACUCGUAACCGGCGCUUUCAUCCUCCUCCUCGCGCUCUUCAUCGUCUCCUUCCUACCCGCGACCCGCAUCACCAACGGUUUUCUCCCCGGCCUCCCCGCCGCGCCCGUGCAGGGUGCCUUCUCAGCCGCCAACUUCCUCUACUCCUUCAUCCCUUCCCUGCUCGGCCUCAUCUUGUACCUGCUCUUCCAAACCAUCGACAAGCACCUCCGCAUCCUCCAGCCGUGGGCCGCCAUGUCGUCUUCCAACCGUAAAGGCGGCGCCUCAGCCGACGCCUCCCUGCUGGCCGACUACGCGGCGUGCGGCCCCUUGACAGCCACGUUCCACGCGCUCAAGAACGGACACUGGCGCGUGGCUUUCACCUCGGCGUGCUCGACGCUGUUCAUCCUGCUCCCCGUCCUGGGUGGCGGCAUGUUCAUGGCACUUACGCAACCGGCUGGCUCGCUGGUAGACGACAACAACGUCCCAACCGACGAGGAAAAAGUCCUCAUGUUCCCCAACUUCCCGGCCUUCGCCAUCGUCCUGGCGCUGUGCGUGCUUUACUUUUUGGCUUUGCUGUCCUUGCUCCCCGCGAGGAAGCCGUUUCGGUUCCCGCAUGGGGUUACUUGUUUGGCUGAGAUCAUCUCCUAUCUGGCGAACGAGGAUUUGCUGGGCGAUCUAGCGUUCAAGCAUUGUCGGAGCAGGGAGGAGCUGAAGGAGAAGCUUGGGGUGGGCAGGGGCGUGCUGGAGACGAGACCGAGGUGGACGUUUGGAAUGGGGUACAGCAGUACCGGUGCGGCGGGGGAGGAGACGCUGGGCGUGAGGAGGGCGAGGAGGUUUACGGUUCGAAAGAGCCAGAUCAAGUUUGGAGGGUUGGAUCAACCCUUUUUAAGAUGAGCAUCUUGCGGCAGGUGUGGUUGUUAUGAUGUUUAAUGAUGGUAAUGAUGAGAAAUCUGUAUGAGGAUAUGGUCAUGAUGUUUGGUGGUUAUGUUUGUUUGG